AUGAUAAUUGUAACAGACCCAACUAGGUCUCGUUUUGCCUACAAAGCCUUCACUCAGGGCCAGCCUCAGGAAACAGUUUUUCCAUCCCAAAUCACUAAUGAGCAUGAGUCACUGAUAAUGGUGAAGAAACUUUUUGCUACUUCUAUCUCAUGCAUAACAUACCUAAGGGGCCUGUUCCCAGAGAGUUCUUAUGGAGAACGCCAUUUGGAUGAUCUCAGUUUAAAAAUUCUUCGAGAAGACAAAAAAUGUCCUGGGUCACUGCAUAUUAUCAAAUGGAUUCAAGGUUGUUUUGAUGCUUUGGAGAAGAGAUAUCUACAUAUGGCAGUACUUACACUUUACACAAAUCCAAAGGAACCUGAGAAAGUGACUGAGAUAUACCAGUUCAAAUUCAAAUAUACAAAAGAAGGAGCCACUAUGGAUUUUGACAGCAGUAGUACAAGCUUUGAAAGUGGAACAAAUAGUAAAGAUAUUAAGAAAGCCAGUGUACUACUGAUUCGCAAAUUAUAUAUACUGAUGCAGAACCUUGGACCCCUUCCUAACGAUGUUAUACUUACUAUGAAACUCCAUUACUACAAUUCAGUGACUCCACAUGAUUACCAACCGCCUGGUUUUAAAGAAGGGGUGAAUUCACACUUCUUGCUGUUUGAUGGGGAACCUGUCAAUCUGCAAGUGGGAUUGGUCUCCACAGGCUUUCAUAGCAUGAAAGUAAAAGUCACUACGGAGGCAGCCAGAGUAUCUGAUUUGGAGAAMAAUCUGUUUCAGGAGAAUAAUACUACUGAAAUUGCCCAUCAGGGUCUAGACUGUGAUGAUGAAGAAGAAGAGUACAACAAUCAAAUUCAAAGAAUGAAUUUUGUGUACAGUCAGCAAAGUUCUGAAAGCUCCAGGAAGAAGAGGAAGGUCAGCGAACCAGUGAAAGUCUUCAUCCCUAACAGAAAAUGA
This is a messenger RNA of Urocitellus parryii (Arctic ground squirrel), 939 nucleotides long. RefSeq names its product HORMA domain containing 2 (gene Hormad2). The record is from RefSeq and is a predicted model, not a curated record. NCBI's taxonomy places the organism in Eukaryota, Metazoa, Chordata, Mammalia, Rodentia, Sciuridae.